CGUGGCGCGAGUUUGGGUACGAUCAGACAGUACACCUCGGGUACGACUGUCGGUAUACCACUGGUAGGAUACGACGGGAUAGCACUGGUAGGAUACGACGGGAUAGCACUGGUAGGAUACGACAGGAUACCACUGGUAGGAUACGACGGGAUAGCACUGGUAGGAUACGACGGGUUAACUCCUAUAGGAUACGACUGUAUAGCUCGUCUAUGGAAAGGUUCAGUGUUUUUUGUCACUAGCUCCUACAAAGCUAGGCGAAUCUUGAUCCGAUUCUAAACAAGGAUUAAAAAAUAUUCUCUUGGACAUGUGAACGUUCGUGAUUUUAGAAAUUGCAUCCAGAUAAUUUAAUCAAUUAUUUAAAAUUAAUUAUAUUUCUAUUUUUUUAAUGUGAAAGUUAAAUUUUAAUUUUAAAAAAAAAAUUAUUUUAAAAGAUUAAGCUCAGACUAUAGUUUUAUAAUUAAAGUGUUUUAAUGAAAUUAAUAAUAUCCAACUGUUCGUGGAAAUAGUGGAAUGAAAUCGUUGUGAGAGUAGCCAUUCAACUCUGGACACAACUGUUGUGUGAAUUUGCUGUGAUCUUAUUUCUUUAAAUGUUUGGAUAACCUCACAAGUUGGAUUACAUCUCCCGACCAGCAUGGCUAAGUUCCUUCUCAUCUUAUUGGCCCUCUGCCUGUCAGAGGCCAACGACUCCUUCUACUUCAACGUCCACCCCCAGAGCAAGUCCGUCAACGAGGGGCUGGAGACCAAACUCCUGUGUGACGUCAGCGACCGACGCAGCGUCAGCUUCAUGUGGGAGCAGAACGGCAAGCCGAUCGUGUACACGGCGCGGAAGUACCAGGAGGACAGCAACCUCCGCAUCCUGCGUGCCAUGCGGGAUGAGGACGAUGGCGUGUACAAGUGCGUGGCCACCAACACGACCUCGACCUUCAACAUCCAGAGCAACGAGGCCGCCAUUAAAGUCUUGUGGAUCGACAAAAAUGUGUCGGUCAGCAGCAAGCGGAGCCGGAACGAUGACCUAGUACUGGGGGACACGGUCACGCUCAAGUGUCACGCUUCAGGGAACCCGGAACCUGCGGUCAUCUGGUUCCACAACACGUUCAGGUUGAUCAACGUGGAUCGCAUCAGGCUAAGUGAACAGGGAUCGAAGCUCCGGAUUGCCAACAUAUCCGGACAAGACAACGGCGUCUACUCGUGCAAGUCCCAGAACACGGCGGGUGUGGUGACUAGUACAGAGAACUUCCUCCUCAAUGUCUACGUUGACGGCGCCCCUCACCUGAUAACGGACAAGUUCACCCAGUUCAAGCUGGCCCACAAGCACCAGGACGCCAGGCUGGACUGUCCGUUUGACGGCGCCACCAGGAUCGACUGGUUCGCCAACUACGAGAAGUUGUCCAACAGUUCCAGACACGUGGUCUACCCCAAUGGAUCCUUGUAUUUCCCCAAAGUGAGGGCGACCGACGAGGGCACCUACAGAUGUGAAGGGCUGAGUGCUAACGCGCAGACGGCUCAAACCUUCACGGCUGAGCUGGCUCUAGCUGAUCUUCAUGACAUCACGCCUCAAUCGUUCGAGCCACGCCUGAUGACGUCACAUCCCAUCGUGAUACCGGUGCAGGUGAGGAGCGAGGUCAAGGUCUUCCCGCCGGCCGGCCGGCCACAGCCAGACUACAGGUGGCUGGAUCGCAACGACCGUGUGAUAGGGACGAGCGGCAGGAUCCACUACAACGCCUUCACCAACCGUCUCGUGUUCGAAUCCCCGCAGGAAAUCGACUCUGGAAACUACACUUUUAUCGCCAACAAUUCGGCGGCCGAGAAGAAACAAAAUGUCUGGAUCAUCGUUUCCGUUCCCCCCAUCAUCAGCCGCAACCCCCUGUCCGCCACAGUGGCGGAGGAUGAGAAAAUCUCCUUCAACUGUCAAGUGGUGGGGACCCCCUACCCCGUCACCAGCAUCUUGUGGGCCAAGGACGGCGCCCUCCUGUCACUGGUCAACAAACGCUACCACGUCAACCCCCGGGAGGGCACCCUGAACAUCACUGACGUCAAGCCCAGCGACGAGGGCAACUACGCAUGCGUGGCCAACACCACUGGGCACGCCGUGCAAAGGUCAUCCAACGCCUACCUAAAGGUCACCAAAAAACUCAAGUUUUCUCCCCCACUGGACAGCGUCUACUACCUAGAACUCAACAAGCCGGCCAUACUCCCGUGCAAGGCUGAGGCGAUGACCGUCCCCCGGGUGUUCUGGACCCGCGGGGUGGACCCCAGCAAGAAACUGCCGGACCACAUGACGGACGACAACGGCAUGCUGUACGUGGACAAGGUCCAGCGGUCAGACGAGGGCAGGUACACGUGCGUGGCCUCCCAGAACAAGCAGACCAACAUCAGUGUCACGGUCACGGUCAAGGUCGUUGAAAAGCCAGUGUUUACCAUACGACCCCAAAAUUUGACGACGGCAUACGAGGGCCAGCCUAUGAUGCUGCACUGUGUGGCCGAGGGCGACCCCAAACCUAAGAUCACGUGGGAGAAGGAUAACAGAGUACUGUCACCUGCCGCGGCUGUUGCUGGAAUUGCCGCCACCAACAAAUAUACUCUUUACCCCAAUGGAACUUUGCUGUUAGAUAAGGUAUUGAUGGAGGACAAGGGACGCUAUGCAUGCACGGCCAACAACUCCGCUGGUGUCAUCCGAGCUGAGUUUAGUCUGAGGACUACACCGCCAGUGGAGGAGGACGAAGGUUUUGACAUGGCCAAAACUGUGACCAUCGCUGUAUGUAGUGCUGGAGCCUAUCUGGCACUGGUGAUUGGGCUCACAGCCUACUGCAGUUACCAUCUACUGAUGCAGAGGAAAAACAGGAAACAGCUUUUAAACACCAAAAAUCUGAAGCUGGGCACUGGAGAGUUCCACCACCACAGAGAACAGCAUGAGCUCCUGAUGAAAGACAGGGACUCAGGGCUGCAGUUCCGCAGUGACAGUGACAACCGCUCCCAUGUGUCAGGCAUGAGCUCGCACCCAUCCCACUCAUCAGCCUCGGCCUCCGCUGCGGCCACCCACAUCACAGCUUCAGCAGCUGCUCGUUGUCGCAGUGCCAGCCUCGACAAAUUUCACUUUCCCAGGCAGGAUUUGCAGACAUUAGGAAUUAUUGGUAAGGGUCAGUUUGGUGAUGUUUUCUUGGCCAAGGCCCGGGCCAUCCGUCCAAUAGAACCAGAGACGUUGGUGGUGGUCAAAUCCUUGCUGCUGAAAGGCGAGGCAAACAGCGUGGAGUUUCACAAUGAUAUGGAGAUGUAUGGAAAACUGGAGCACCCCAAUGUGGUUAGGCUGUUGGGUGUCUGUCGUGAGAUGGAGCCGUACUUCAUGAUUACUGAGUACUGUGAUUGGGGAGAUUUGAAACAAUUUCUGCUGGCAACACGUGGUGAUAAUGGCCGCCGACCAAUGCAAGCCAGAGUUCCUCCCCUUUCAUCACUUCAGAAGCUGAAGAUGUGUCAACAGGUUGCCAUGGGGAUGGAAUACCUUGCUGGGUACAAAUUUAUUCACAGAGACCUGGCUGCAAGAAAUGUCCUGCUGACUUCAAGAUUGGAUCUAAAGGUCUGCAGUCUGUCCUUGAGCAGAGAUGUGUACGUCAAUGAAUAUUUCCUUCACCCGGCCAAACAAACACUGGUACCUCUUCGGUGGCUGCCCCCAGAGGCCAUCCGCGACUCUGAAUUCUCUUUCCACACCGACAUCUGGUCGUACGGUAUUUUCAUGUGGGAGGUGUUCCACCUGUGUGACCUCCCAUACCGUCUCCAUAGCAACGACGACAUCUACAAAGCAAUCUGUGGCACCGGCACCACCACCAACACUAUACCACGUUUAGACUUUGCAGAGCAGUGCCCUAGUCAGAUGGUGGACAUAGUCCGACAGUGUUGCAUGAUGCCCCAGUCCAGUCGACCAACGUUUUCAGAUCUGGUGGUGACGUUGGGGCACAUAUUGACUAAUGGUGACUACGUUUAACUUAAAAAAAAAAAAAUGAAGCAACCUUCAACAGUGAUAAUGCCAAGUGUUAAUGGAAAAUUUUAUGUCCACAAACUUACAUGAGAAAAUCUGUAAUAACUGACUUAAUGUGAUCAAGCGCUAGGUUCAUGCAGUUUUAAACUGAGGACAAACUUGUUCUUACCUGCCAUAUGAGGCCCUACUUUCUACCAAGACUCUUAUGCCUGUAACACAAUUCCAUGACAAAAGAUGUGUUUAUAACUGAAGGAGAAACAGAAAGCAAAGCCCCAGAGCAGUGUCAACUUAUCCUUGUGUAUUAUUUUUCUUCAUGUAAGACAUUACAUGAAAAGGUAUUUAUUAGUUCUCAAAUCAAGAGAAUUGCUUCUAGAUGUAGCUUUUAUUAUUACAUAAUUAUGAUAUUAUUUUUUCACCACUGAACAGAGACUCUGGAACAAUUUAUUCAUGACUUGAGUUUCUGAACAUUGGGUUGUUCAGUAGAGCUAACCAUUGAGUUUCGACUGUUUUGUUAUAAUAAUUUAACAGAAAUGUUAUUAUGAUUUGUAUAUUUUCUGUUGUAAUUUAGCUUAUUAAUUACUGUGUGAAAGAAUAAGGUGAAUUUUUUUAUGGUUGGGACUCAAUUCUCUGAUUGGCCUUCAAGUAAAAUGAUGAAUGGGUUGUAAAUAAUUAUUCAUUAACAUUAUUUCAUGUUUAUUUCCAUUUUUUUCUAUAUCUCAUUUUGCCAUUAUUGUCAAUGGUUAACUACACUGUUGGUUCAUUUUUAUUGAUGUUUUAUUUUUAUUAAAGUUAUUUGCGCUCAUAGGUGUGUACAAAAAACCAUUUUUCUCACCAUGUAUGUGCAUGUUGUGAAUAAUGAUCAAUGAAAUAUUUUACAGUUGUUUCUCUAGAGUUGAAUAAUUGUGAUCUUUCAACCUUUAUAGCUGAGGCUAUUUUUUUUUCUUUUUUCUCAAAUCAUUUCAUGACGCUUGUUGUCUUUCUUCACAAACUUUUCUGCUUCAUGCACUUCCAUUCAAUUAAAGACAAAAGUUGUAAUGCGUGGAAGUAAUUAAAACUAUGAAAGUAGAGGUACUUCAAAUUGUGAAGAUAGACUGUAAUUCAGAAUGUGACCAUGACAAUGUAGUAUUGUGAUGUUUUUUGUGUUACCUUUCAUCUAGAAAUUGUUUCACUGCUCUGAUUUAAUGACAAUCAAAAAUUAUAGUCUUGUAUUUCAUCUUUAGAUAUCUAGUUGCUUGUGACAAAAUGCACAGGCAUAGCCGAGGUCUAUAGUUUGCUGCUAGAAAACUCAAUAAAAUAUUAAUUUUCUAUUGUAGGAUUAGUACAUAUUAUAGUCAUUUUUAAAUAUACAUUCAUUUUAAAAUUUAAUUUUUAAAACAAAGUGAUGCUCAUAGUUUUACUAGGAAUUAGUUUUUAGGUAAAAAGUGCAUGUUCAUAUAACUGAAAGAUUGGUUUUGUUAUGUUAAAAAAAUAAGGUAGUUUUAUUUAAACUAUCAAUUUUAAAACAAAUCUAAUUUAAAUGAGGGUAGUUUUUUUUUAGUUUUUACAUGGUUCAUUUGUAUUCUUUACAAUAUAGAGUAUUAUUUUAACUUGAUAAUUUACUAGCUGCAA
Physella acuta is the source of this 5578-nucleotide messenger RNA. Its product is annotated as inactive tyrosine-protein kinase 7-like. NCBI's taxonomy places the organism in Eukaryota, Metazoa, Mollusca, Gastropoda, Physidae. Gene Ontology annotation, cellular component: axon; plasma membrane; neuronal cell body. The record is from RefSeq and is a predicted model, not a curated record. Gene Ontology annotation, molecular function: axon guidance receptor activity; ATP binding; protein tyrosine kinase activity. Gene Ontology annotation, biological process: synapse organization; protein phosphorylation; homophilic cell-cell adhesion.